Messenger RNA from Acyrthosiphon pisum (pea aphid), 2026 nucleotides. RefSeq lists its product as uncharacterized. The transcript is spliced from 2 exons. NCBI's taxonomy places the organism in Eukaryota, Metazoa, Arthropoda, Insecta, Hemiptera, Aphididae. The record is from RefSeq and is a predicted model, not a curated record. The coding region runs from base 109 to 810 and encodes 233 amino acids.
UUGUUUCAUUUACAUUAUCAUUUUUAUGCAAUCUUUAUUUUCUUGUUGAAUAUUAAGUCAUUUGACCACUAAUUUUUUUUUUUUUUUGAUAUUAAUAACAGGGUCAAUAUGGAGAAAACUGUAAUUAAAUGUACAGAUUGUGAAGCAACAUUUACAUUAAAAAAAAAUAUGUAUGCUCAUUGCCGUAACAUUCACAAAAUUGAACAUUUAAGCAAAAAACCAAAAAUGUCUCAAUGUCAUAUUUGUGAUGUAAAAUUUGUGAAUAAAAAGUGUUUAUUCCAACACAUGAAAACAUUUCACAAUAAUUCUACAAAUGAAAAACAUACUAGAAUAAUAUGCCCUUAUGACUUAUGUGAGGAAUACUUAUUUACAUCUCUCAAAUUAAGAGAACACUUGUGUGUUAAACACAAUAUUACAGUAGAGCUGGAAGAGAUAACUUUUGAUAAUUUAAAAGAAUUUGAAACAUGGAAGCAAAAAAUAGAAAAAGAAACAGUUUCGAUGUACGUAUUAGAUACUGGAGCAAAAAAAUUGUUUAAUGGAAUUCUUAAACAAUAUUAUUUUUGUCAUCGCUCAUUAAAUUAUCGAAAAUCAGGAAAUAAUUUAAGAUUAAUGAAGUCGAUGGGAAGCAAUAAAAUUGGUAAAACUUGUCCGUCAAAACUUGAAACAACAAUAGUAGAAACUAAUGGAGUUGCUUCAGUCAAAGUAAAAUACUGGAAAACGCACUGUGGGCAUGCUCAAGAAAUUGGUCGAUUGAAGAUUGAUAAAGAGAAUAGAGCAAUGAUUGCAGGUUCUUUAUUUAUAUACAUAUAAAUCUUAUACAGAAUUAUUAAAUAAUAAUAUCGACGUAUGUCGUUUUUAUGGUUUAUGGCUAUCAAAAACCUUUAUGUGCUGUAUGGUGAAGUACCUAUUCAAUAGUUAGUAAUUUUACACUUUGUGGGCAAAUUAAAUGUUUUAAUAAUUAUUAUUGUUAUCCUUCAUUAAAUAUCAGUUUUAUUUGUUAAUUAUUUCAUGUUUUAGUUAAUUGUGAAUUUAUUCUAUGUUUUAGUUAGUUGUGAUUUUAUUAUAUGUAUUAGUUAAUUGUGAUUUUAUUAUAUGUUUUAGUCAAUUGUGAUUUUAUUGUAGUUUGUCAUUAUUCAUUUGCUAAAUUAAAUUAGUAACAUUUCUAUAGUGAGUAUAUUUAAAAACUCCAAAAAUCAGAAUUAAUACCAUUACUAAGAACAAAACAGGGGUUACCAUGCUUGGUGAAUCAUACUGUAUAAUACAAUUUGUAACUAAUAUCAAAGAACAAACCUAAUAUUUAUGUUGUAUUUUUAAUACUAGCUUAUUUACCUAAUUAAUAUUAUUUAUUUGUAUAAAAUAUAAAUAUAUACAGAAGCACAGACAGGAUUUUUUUUUGUAACGGGUUGUGCUUAUAGUUUCCACCACUCCAUCUAUGUGCGCAACUGAAUAUAUAAGUUAUUAUUAUUCAUUAAAUUCAUGUAUUAAAAAUUAUUUCAGCUAAAUUGAAGGAAGGUGUAACUUGGGGAGCAUAUUUUGGAUUUUAUUCGUGAAGGUGAAAUUACUGAUGAUACUAAUCAACGAAUACUUCUUCUUGAACGUCAAGAUUUAACUAACAUAUCUCGUGACUUUAACAUUAAUUAUGCUACAAGAAGACAUAAAAAUGAUGCAGUCAGUGUUGACCUAUGGGUCAAUGAACUGAAAAAUCAGCUUAAAGAAGAUUGUCCUAUCCUUUACUAUAAAGCCCAAGAUAAAGAUGAUAAUUUUUUAGAGAAAAAAGAUUUUGCUUUGAUUAUAAUGACAAAAUUUCAAGCAAAACAAAUACUGAAGUUUGGUCCCAAUAAAAUUUGUAUUGAUGGAACUCAUGGUACUAAUGCUUAUGACAUUCAGCUAUAUACCAUUAUGACAGUGGACGAAUAUGGCACAGGAUGUCCUGUCGCAUUUUGUUUUUCAAAUAGAGUACAUGAAACUAUAUUUACAUUAUUUUUUAAUCAAAUUAAAACUAAGGUUGGCAUCAUAAAAUCCAAAG